Molecule: messenger RNA, 3436 nt
Organism: Pleuronectes platessa (European plaice)
Lineage: Eukaryota; Metazoa; Chordata; Actinopteri; Pleuronectiformes; Pleuronectidae
Gene: sgk2a
Product: serum/glucocorticoid regulated kinase 2a
Exons: 13
Coding region: 238-1323 (361 amino acids)
Biological process (GO): protein phosphorylation
Molecular function (GO): ATP binding; protein serine/threonine kinase activity
Source: RefSeq, a predicted model, not a curated record
ACGUGUGGACGAGACACGCAAGGUUACACCUCUAUCCUUGUGAGGACAUUGCACACACAUACCAGCUCCGCCUGUGUAAACAGCCGCCCUCAGGUGUUUUAAACUCAGAAAGUGUCCAUCAAUGAUUCACUCUGUUGAAGUGAACCUUCUUCAUACUGACUGACUGUGUUAGAGAUCCGACCUGAGAUCAGCCUCAGUCCUGAGCCUGAACAAGUAUCUGCACACAGUGGGAGAGGAAUGGCAGACUGUAAUAUACGGUCACCAUCCUCCUCGUCUCAAGAAGAUGUCAACCUGGGACCUUCAGCGAACCCAAAUGCCAGGCCCACUGACUUUGACUUCUUGGCUGUCAUUGGCAAGGGGACCUUUGGAAAGGUGCUGCUCGCCAAGCUCAAAGCCGACAGCAAAUUCUACGCCGUCAAAGUGCUGCAGAAGAAGGUCAUCCUGAAGAAGAAAGAGCAAAAGAACAUCAUGGCCGAGAGAAACGUGCUGCUGAAGAGUCUCCAACAUCCGUUUCUGGUUCGGCUCCACUACUCCUUCCAGACAGCCGAGAAACUUUACUUUGUCCUGGACUAUGUAAACGGGGGAGAGUUGUUCUUCCACCUGCAGAGAGAGAGAUGUUUCUCUGAGCCCAGAGCGAGGUUCUACGCCGCCGAAGUAGCGAGCGCCAUCGGCUACCUUCAUUCUCUCAACAUCGUUUACAGAGAUCUGAAACCAGAGAAUAUUCUCCUUGACUCUCAGGGCCAUGUGGUACUGACAGAUUUUGGGCUGUGUAAAGAAGGUGUGGAGCCCGAGGGAACGACCUCGACUUUCUGUGGGACUCCAGAAUACUUGGCUCCAGAGGUUCUUCGUAAGGAACCGUAUGACCGGACAGUGGACUGGUGGUGUCUGGGAGCAGUUCUCUAUGAGAUGAACUACAGUCUGCCUCCGUUCUACAGCCGUGACGUCAGUGAAAUGUAUGAUGGGAUCCUCCACAAGACGCUAUCUCUGCCUCAGGGGAAGUCUGAGGCCUUGGGCUCUCUGCUGGUGGGUCUCCUGCAGAAGGACCAGCACCGACGCCUCGGGGCCAUCGCUGACUUUUUAGAAAUAAAAAACCACCCCUUCUUCGCUCCAAUCAACUGGGACGACCUCGACCACAAGAGAAUCACUCCUCCCUACAACCCCAAUGUGAGAGGUCCAGCUGACACUCAACACAUUGAUCCAGAGUUCACCAGAGAGAUGGUUCCCAGCUCGGUGGGUCGGACGCCGGAGCUCAACGCCGGCACCAGCUGCAACAACGCCUUCAAUGGCUUCUCCUUCGUGGGCAACGACGACAGCUUUCUGUGAGACGUUGAGGUCUCGUGGAAACAAGAGCUCCUCCCACACCGUGGUACCCACUGUGUAUUUAUCAUGUUUGACCUCUGUGGAAAUUUCCAAAUAGUUCCUCUUGAGGGUGUAGUAAAAAGGGGGCCUCGUAUAAAACCCACUGCCUGCGAUGAGGUAUUUUUAAAGGUUCAAAGAUGGCGGUCGACAGAUUAAUGGAAGAAUCAAUAUACAUUGUCUUGCUAAUUUGUUGGGCCACCAUGAGGCGCCAGAACAAGUGUGGUGCACGUUGAUUCUACAAGUCUCUGGAUGGAUUGGUCACUAUUUUUCUAAAAUACAUUCCCUCAUUUGGUUCGGAUGUUGAUGCUGGAGAGAGCUGUUUAAAUGAGACCAGUCAGGAUGAGACCAGGUGACACUGAUUCCGAUCAUGUUCAUGCCCGUGCUCCAUGGAAACUUGUUGUUCUCUUUCUCUACUAGUUUUUUUAAGGGUUUGGGGGGAUCUUACCAAAUACACAAGGCUCUUAAGAUGUGGGAGAAACUUUAUAUUCGUUUUGCAAAGAAAUGAUGAACCUGUUAAAAGUUGUUUGUACACAUCUCUGUAGAGGGGGUGUAAAAUACACAACCCUUAUCUUCCAGUGUGCUUUAAAACUGAGAUUCAGAUCCAGAAAACCUAAAGAAAUUACUUUAGUUUUUUUCAAUGAUAUGGAGACAGUUUGUAAAAAUGUAGCUUUUAAAUCGUUUUUUAACACCAGAUAUCAGUGUGAUGUUUUUGCCAGAUUGUUCAGGACUCUAUUGGCUUUGACCUGAUUUGACACUGUUGUGCAGGAUAAGAUUUCUCAGGGAAACUGCUGCUUCACUCUGUGACACAAGGACAGCUUGUUGUGCCUCACAAACUUCCCAUGCUUCCUGUUCAUUCGUUUUUCUUACUACAUAAAACAGCACAUAAAAAAGAAAAGAUAAAAGUACGAUGUUAAGAAAGCAAGUGAUGAAAAAAUGGAUUCAGCUGGGGUUUUCUUCCUCCUUAAAAACCUGAAGAAAAUAUUUGAUCAAAGGAACAAAGGAGGUUGGGGAAAAAAACAGUACAUGAUGUAAAUGAUGUUGUUUAUUUGGUUUAUGUGAAUUAUGCUUUUAUUUCAAUGCUGGAAACUAGGACAUUUUUCAUAUUUGUUUGUCUGGACAUUAUUAUAGACAGUGAUAUUAAUUAGUUUUAUUUCAUAAUAUGUAACAGGCUAUAACUUAGAUUAUAUAUAAAGAUGGACGACGUAUCCCAACUUCCUCCCAAUAUCCCAGAUACAAAUGCUGCCAUAUUUUGCAUUGCAUGCUGCUGGAAAAAUGAACACAGACAGAAACCAUAUCUGAGAUACUUUUAUUUUACAUGUAUUUUGAAUUUUUUACCUUUGCUCCGCUAACAUGGGAGGCAGGAUUUAUUACCUUUUGGCUUCACUUUUGGGGCGCUGUCAUGUCAUCCAUCUUUAAGUACAGUCUAUGGGCUAAAUUGUUUGUGUCAUUGUGAAAAUACUGUAUCUAGCAUCUAUAAAUAUACAGUAGCAAUAGGAUCAUGUUCUGCAGCCAUGGGAUUUUAUCAGUGUAAACCAUGAAGUGCCUCUCCGCCUUAUUAGAGAUGGAUGGAGUUAGAUGUUGGCAGUGGCGGCUGACAGUUAGAAAAUGAACAUGUGAUGUCCUUGAGUUUGAUUUAUAUUGUCUUUCAUAUACACAUGCAGUCUUGUUAAUGCGUCUGAUAUUAAAGAAGCAGCAAUUCCAGAAGAAAGCACAUUACUAUUUACCUCCUCGAAAGUUUUAAUUUCUCAGAACACUUGAUUAGAUGCUUUUCUAUGAAACUAAAUACACUAACAGGGAAAUCACAAUGUAUUAACGGCUUUAAAUGAAUGAAUGAAUGAAUGAAAGGUUGGGACAGGAGACAAAUGCUUCUCUGACUCUGCUUGUUCACUGUUUGCCUUUCUAAAAAAUGUAACCCUGCGUGAGAAGCUGUCACUCCCGACUGAUCCUGUAAACACAGAGCUGUCACGCUGCCAGCAGCAGCAGCAUUAUGGGCUGAUGACUGCAGAACAAAAAUCCAUAUGUGUGUGGGUGUGUACAUAGUAAACAUGUUAAUAAAUCAAACAGAUGUCCAAACGUU